GACUCUUAAGCAAUCAACUAUUUGGGCCUUUCUCUUCAGAGUAAUUUUUGUACAGAAAAUUGCUGUUGGGAUGAAGCUUUGUAGCUUUGGAGUCCUUAUAGCCAUCGUCCUCAUCUGUGAGCAGCAUGUCUUCGCAUUUCAGAGGCUAGUUAUUGUUCUCUGGCGGCCGGUAACAGCUGAACUUAUUGAGAAGAAAACAGAAGUCCAUUUUUUUGUGAAUGCAUCUGAUGUAAGCACUGUGAAAGCCCAUUUAAAGAUGAACAGCAUUUUAUUCAGCCUACAGAUGAAAAACAUGCAGUCUGGGGAAAAUAGUGCGGGAAUUUCUGCUCCUGGUGUGUCUCCACACCUCCCACGGAAGGCUGCCCACCCAAUACACACCCACGUUUCUGGAAAAGAACAAAAUGCCAAAAAUGCCAUAUGGAUUGACUGUGGAAUCCAUGCCAGAGAAUGGAUCUCUCCUGCUUUCUGCUUGUGGUUCGUAGACAAAGUAAUUUAUUUGUAUGGCGUAGAUGAGACGUAUGCCAAUCUUCUGAAGAAUGUGAAUUUCUAUGUUAUGCCACUGGUUAACGUGGAUGGUUACGACUACUCGUGGAAAAAGAUUACAGAGGAAGGCGCAUCAAGUUUCUCAUGCUCACAAACCUACUGUGGACUUUACCCUGAGUCAGAACCAGAAGCGAAGGCGGUGGCUAAUUUCUUGAGAAGAAAUGUUGACCACAUUAAAGCUUACAUCAGCAUGCAUUCAUACUCCCAGAAGAUACUGUUUCCAUAUUCCUACAGUCGAAGCAAAAGCAAAGACCACGAGGAGCUGGAGGUAAUUUAUGCAGAAGAAGUGGAAAUGGUGAAGGAGAUUGGUGAAAAGGUCAUCUCUGGUGAAAGGAAUACUGUAACUGAAAAGUCUGUGGGUGUGGGUGGGCAAAUGCCAAACAAAGUAAAUGAGAAUCACCUAGCAUAA
Messenger RNA from Propithecus coquereli (Coquerel's sifaka), 952 nucleotides. It is a transcript of the gene CPB2, whose product is annotated as carboxypeptidase B2 (plasma). The record is from RefSeq and is a predicted model, not a curated record. Gene Ontology annotation, molecular function: metallocarboxypeptidase activity; zinc ion binding. Gene Ontology annotation, biological process: fibrinolysis; proteolysis. NCBI's taxonomy places the organism in Eukaryota, Metazoa, Chordata, Mammalia, Primates, Indriidae. The coding region runs from base 71 to 952 and encodes 293 amino acids. The transcript has 8 exons.